This is a messenger RNA of Sclerotinia sclerotiorum 1980 UF-70, 279 nucleotides long. RefSeq lists its product with no specific name. Bases 1 to 279 code for a protein of 92 amino acids. The transcript is spliced from 3 exons. The record is from RefSeq and is a predicted model, not a curated record. Lineage: Eukaryota; Fungi; Ascomycota; Leotiomycetes; Helotiales; Sclerotiniaceae.
AUGUACGGCUUGUUGGCGUCAGAAUCCGGGAAGUCCCAAAAAGAUAAUAUCAACUUUAACAACAUCCGCGAUUCGAUUGGUGCCUAUGCACCUCCUCAAUCUGCUCGCAAUUCAAACGCGACGCUACCACUGGUAGAUCCAGGAACCCAGUUUCUGGAGUAUGCUAUAAAUAUGUGGAGAGAUAUUCAACUUUUUCAAGAUAACAAAGGAACCAGUACAAGUGUGGAACGAGGGAGUAAUGUUCUUCCCCUUGUCAUUGGCUACAGUGGAGACAGUUAA